Molecule: messenger RNA, 7541 nt
Organism: Rhopalosiphum padi (bird cherry-oat aphid)
Lineage: Eukaryota; Metazoa; Arthropoda; Insecta; Hemiptera; Aphididae
Product: gamma-aminobutyric acid receptor subunit beta-like
Exons: 9
Coding region: 811-2898 (695 amino acids)
Biological process (GO): chemical synaptic transmission; nervous system process; regulation of membrane potential
Cellular component (GO): neuron projection; membrane; synapse
Molecular function (GO): GABA-A receptor activity; neurotransmitter receptor activity; extracellular ligand-gated monoatomic ion channel activity
Source: RefSeq, a predicted model, not a curated record
GCUCUCCGGGACCGCGGCGCGCACGGACAAUUGCGCUCGCGGACGGACGGUCGCUCGCGCACCACACACACGCGCGCGCACACUCGCACACCCACAAACCCACACACACACACACACACACCCACAAACCCACACACACACACACACCUAUACACCAGCACACCUAUACACACCAGCACACGUAAUACGCACGCGCGUGCGAACACGCUUUUUCCUAUUUUUCCGGUCCUUUUUAUUCCACAUCUACUCUCGCUCCGCGGCAUCUCUCUUUCGGCCGCUCGGGCGCGCGCGUUCUCUCUCGCGCCCUCGUCGUCUCUCUCUCUCGCUCGCCGUCCGCAAGGCGCACGGCGCGCGCGUCGCACUCUGCACCGCGUAUAGGUACGUCGCGUACGUGUGUAUACGCGCGCCCGGCUCCGCGGACAUAUCCCGGCCACAAAGUCGUCCGUCGCCGUUAAACAGGUAUUGAAAAUAAUAAUAAUAAUAAUAAUAUUGUGAUACGCUUUUGACGCGCCAACGGGCGGCAAAUUGAUCGUGUGUCGUGUCAGUGGUUUUUCGUACGUUUUACGCCGACCGACGAGCCCGGCCGACUGAACCAGCCCCGCGAGCGCCGGCAGAGGAAGAGGCGGCGGUCGGACGAUCCCACACCUCCACCGCUCGUUAUCGCCACUACGACGACCGCAACGACGUCGCCGUAUAUGGUGCUCUGGCGACGGCCGUGCCAGAUCGGUGGUUGGCCCGCGGGACGACCACGACGACGCGCCGACAGCACCAUAAUCACCGCCCGUACCAGCCGCAGCGGCCACUGGCACGAUGACGUGUGGCGGCCGGCGGCUAUCGCCGUCGUAUUACCGACACCACAGGCGCCGGUGCCGGCACGCCGGCGACCCGCAGCACCAUCGCCGUCUGAACCACCAGUACGAUCACCGCAACCAUCACCACUAUCACCACAACUACUAUCGUCACCAUCACCACCAUCAUCGUCACUAUCACCAUCACGAUCACCACCGCCAACACGACCGAAACGGGCGCGGCCCGCCGCGUCGGCCGCGGGCCUCCGUGGCCACCGAUAGCCGCGCCCGACUGCCGUACGCGGCCACCGACGUCGUGGUCGCGUCAGACGCCAAGUCACCGUCGCCGCCGCCGACAAUGAGGCACGCGACCAACCACCGUCGGCAUUCGUCUUCGUCGUCUCUGUCGUCGGCGGCCGCCGUCCGCCGCAUGUCCGCAUGGCUGGUGGCCUGCGUCGCCUUUUGGGCCCCAUCGGCGCCCUGCACGCACGCCGCUAGUAUGUUCGGAGACGUGAACAUUUCAGCCAUACUCGAUUCGUUCAGCGGCAGUUACGACAAAAGAGUAAGACCGAAUUACGGAGGUCCCCCAGUAGAGGUCGGAGUCACCAUGUAUGUUCUCAGUAUAAGCUCCGUGUCCGAAGUACUCAUGGACUUUACGCUGGAUUUUUACUUCAGACAAUUCUGGACCGAUCCCCGGUUGGCGUUCACUAAGCGGCAGGGUGUCGAGACCCUUUCCGUGGGAUCGGAGUUCAUCAAGAAUAUCUGGGUGCCCGACACGUUCUUCGUCAACGAGAAACAGUCGUACUUUCACAUAGCGACCACCAGCAACGAAUUCAUUCGGAUACACCAUUCGGGGAGCAUAACGCGGAGCAUUCGCUUAACCAUCACCGCGUCGUGUCCCAUGAACUUGCAGUACUUCCCGAUGGACAGACAAUUGUGCCACAUUGAGAUCGAGAGCUUCGGAUACACAAUGAGGGACAUCAGGUAUAAAUGGAACAAGGGACCAAACUCGGUGGGCGUGUCCAACGAAGUGUCGUUGCCACAGUUCAAAGUGCUCGGGCACCGGCAGCGUGCGAUGGAGAUAAGCUUGACGACGGGAAACUAUUCGAGACUGGCUUGCGAGAUACAAUUCGUGCGGUCCAUGGGCUACUACUUGAUCCAGAUCUAUAUACCCAGCGGGCUGAUCGUCAUCAUAUCGUGGGUGAGCUUUUGGCUGAAUAGGUGCGCGACGCCCGCUCGAGUCUCGUUGGGUGUUACCACUGUAUUGACCAUGACUACGCUCAUGUCGUCCACCAAUGCUGCACUGCCGAAGAUAUCUUACGUCAAGUCCAUCGACGUCUACCUGGGCACGUGUUUCGUCAUGGUGUUCGCUUCGCUAUUGGAGUAUGCCACCGUAGGGUACAUGGCCAAGAGGAUACAAAUGCGGAAGAACCGUUUCUUGGCAAUACAAAAGAUCGCUGAACAGAAGAAAGGUGGCGGCGGAGGCGGUGGAGGAGGAGGUGCCGGUGGUCACUCCGCCCACGACGGCCACUCGCACGCCCAUCCACACCACACAUCGCGUCACGGUCACGGCCACGGCUCGAUAUCCGGUCACAGCACACUGUCUGGACACGGCACCCUGUCUGGUGGCCACGGUCCCCAGUCCGGCCAUGGCACGCUCCCCCACGGAAUGUCCAGCCAUGGACUGGCAUCGCAUGGAACCAUGUCCAGUCAUGGUUACGACGGCAGCGGUCACCGGCACAGUCACAUGAGCCACGGGGGCACGUUGUCCGGAUCGCUGAUAGCUGGAGACUUAGAUCACAUGCCUCGACAAACCGAGGUGCGAUUCAAGGCUCACGAUCCAAAAAACUACCUCAAGGGUGGUUCGCUAGAGAACACCAUAAACGGCCGCGGGGAUGACGACAACAUAACGCCCAUCCCCACGCAACAUGUCAUGCACCCCAACAAAGACAUCAACAAGCUUUACGGCAUUACGCCCAGCGAUAUCGACAAGUACUCGAGAAUCGUGUUCCCGGUGUGCUUCAUCUGCUUCAAUCUCAUGUAUUGGAUUAUAUACCUACACAUCAGCGACGUGGUCGCCGACGAUCUGGUGCUGCUGGGCGCGGACUGAACUCAUCGGUUACCGCGUUUACCGGACCGCCGUUUUAUACACCUACACACAUACACAUAUAUAUAUAUACUAUAUUAUAUACUACUUACAUGCGAUUAAAUAAUCUAUAUUGUACACUUAGACUUAGUGGUGGUGAUAAGAGCUCAAAGAAAUACAAAUUCCGUAAGAUUUAUAUAUAUAUAUAUAUAUAUUAUACUAUACGAUAUUUUAGUAGUGUUAACGCAAUUAUUAUUAUUAUUAUUAUUAUUAUUAAAUUAUGUCGUAUUACGUAUGACGUAAUAUUCUCUAUGUGUAUAUUAAUAUGAUAUAAGUCUAUAGACAGGAUCGAUCUAACACCUGCAGGGUUUUUCACAGAUUCUCAUAUGCGUAGGACUAGACUACGUUAUAAUAAUAAUAUGAUAUUAUUUAUUAUUAUCAACUAAAAUGGAAGAACAAUUAUUAACAUAUAUUAUUAUAAUUAUUAUUAUGUUGAGCGAUGUGUCGAUCGCAUGACAAUGAUUUCACUAUACGCACUCGAUGGACGUUGAAGGCGUGGCGUUUUGUUCAUCGCGUUUUAAAAAUUGUUAGGUAAUCAAAGUAUGAUAUUAUUAAUUAUUAUAUAAUGAUUUUAUUAUUACGAUGGUAUACCAGGUACCUCCGCGGCGAUAACCUCGUUUUUUACAAGUGAAAUUAAUUUCUCGCCGAACGUCCACAGUAAUGAUGAUAUUAUUUAUGAUUCAUGCGAUACAAAAUCAAAGUUUUUUUGUCCGAAAACAACGAAAUUCACGAAAAACAAUAGCAAUAAUUAUUAUGCCAAUGAACAAUAAACAAUAAUUUGUAACGCGAGAGCAAUAAUAUAACAAUAUUGUGUUGUGGUCGUCGACGCCGGAAACGCCCAAAACGGAGACUGAUAUGAAUAAUUAUUAUGAUGAUAAAAUAAUAUACUGAAAUCUAUAACAUGUAUGCCAAUACCUUGGUGAAUAAUUCAUCGAUUAUCGUUAUUUUUCCAAAAAGCGUGAUAAUAAGAAAAUUAAUAAAUAUUAUGUGUUAUUAAAAUUCAUGUAAAUUAAACAUUAAUACUUAUAUUUAGAUGACAAUACCUUAUAAUGUUUUUAACAACUAUUUAAACCAAUAUUAGCUCACAAUAAAUAAUACAUAAUAUUUAUAUAGAUAUAUAUAUAUAUAUAUAUAUAUAUAUGUAUUGUAUAAUAUGUACGAUAACGUCUAUGUAUACUAUAAUGCUUGUACAAAAAUAUCAUCAUAAGAACGACAUUUUAAGACGCGAAAUCGAAUGCAAAACACACACCGAAAUUCACACUCACAAUUAUUCCGAUAAAUUGUUUCUCUAAAAAGAAUCUGUGACCCAAAGAAAACCUCUUAACCCAAUAAUAGUAUAAUGUAAGGGCAUAAAUUACUACCCGUGCAUUAUUAAUUUACAGGAUGAUUUAAAAAGCAUGCGUAUUUUUUUGAUUUUUGAAAACUGUUAAUUCACUUAAAGACUAUAUCAUCGGAUUCUUGUGAUUUAAUUUAUUAAGUAAUAAGUAUCGUGUGGUGAUUCAAAAUUCUGUUUUUCAAAUGAGAAUACACUAUUUGUAUGGUAAUUUAUUGAAAGGAUGACUUUUUUGAAAAUUAUGAUCUAUCUACUGAAUUCAAAAUUCGAACAAGUAUUUACUUAGUUAUUUAAAUGAUCAUACUUAAGAUAAAAGUCCUUAAAAACAGUUUUACAAAUAUAUAAAAUUCCUGUUAAUUCGUUUGAAUUUGUAUUUUCUUAUAUUGAAAUUUUCAGAAAAAAUAUCCGUUAUAUAAUUUACUGUUGGGGGUCCUCAUUCUCAUUUUAAAACUAAAACAGAAGUUACACAAAACAGUCCUUAAAUAGUACAAAAAAUCUCAAUAAUUAAUAUUUAAUUAUAAAAUUAUAAAAUUAUGGUCUUUAAGUGUAUAUAAUAACUGCAAAAACCAGAUUUUGAAUAAUUGCAUUAUUGAAAAAAAAGGCGAGCAUGCUUGAUUAAUCAUCCUAUAUUAUAGUUACAAAAUGCGUUAAAAAUAAUUUACUACAGUGCAUAAUAAUUAUACUACAUUGAUAUUCGAACGAUUUCUGGUUUUUGCGAUUGCCUUCAGUUUAUCUAUUAUCUGAACGACUCUGUAUACCUACGUGAAAUGUACGUAUUUAUUCAUUAUAUAUUAUAUAAUAUGUGAUAUGUGUAUCAUCGUAUUUCCAUGGCCGCGAAAUGCACCUGCGACUGUUUAUAAAUAUUAUUAUUAUUAUAAAAUAAGUACUAAAAUUCUAUUAUAUUAUUAUUAUUACGUUAAGUUUAUGUUAGGACUGAAAUUAUGAAGAUUAAAGCAAUUUAUGUAAUAAUUAUUAUAUUAUAAUACUAUACAAAGUCGACUAUUUGUAGUGUUUUAUACUGAAAAAAAAUCUAAAAAUUAUAUAUUACACUAAUGUAUUAUUAUGUAUAUGCCAUGUGUACAUAAAAAAUACAUACUUGACCGUAGUUAUUAUAAAUUAGGGUAAUAUAUAAAUACACAUAUACAUAUAUAUAUAUAUAUAUUGUGUGUAUAUAUAUAUAUAUAUAGUGUUGCCCAGUGAUUAGCUCAUUGUUUCAGUGGCAUAUUUUAGUUUAUAUAAAACAUUUAUAUUAUUAUAACAUGUAUAGGUAUAAUGAUAUGUACUAUUAUUACGAUUGUAUUGUAAUAUUAAGAGGAAACGAAAACGAGUAUAAUUGUAAUAAUUAGUGAUAAUGGUAAAACAUUUUUUUUUUGUUAUUGAUUCCCGAUAUUAAUUAUUAUUAUUUGAUUAGGUGUCACCGUUCUCAUUUCUCAAAAUUAUUUUUAUAAGUCGCAAAUUACAUAUAUAUAUAUAUAUGUACUAUUACUAAUAUGAUAUUUUAUCCGCGUGUACAAAACUAUUAUAUACCUACAUAUGAUACAACGCGAUGUGAGAAUAUGUGUUUAUAUUAUGCAUUGUAUGCGCGUACGUAUGGUAGGUAUAAUAUGCGCAUGAUGGUGUACGCCCAUACACUACCGUCUAUAGGUACAUGAUUAAUUAAUAUUAUAUAAAAUGUGUUUAUGUGACGUUUUAUGCAUAUUAUUAAUAUAAUAUAUUGUAUUAAGGUCGAUUGAACACUAUUAACCGUGUUUGUAAUCGACGGUAUUAUAUGAUAUUAUAUCGAGAGAAAACAAACAAUUAACAAUAAUAUAACGAAACGUACAAUAAUAUAUAUAUAUAUCCACAUAAUACAACUAUACGAUUUGAAGUGCUUUAUAUUUUGCUGUAGGUAAUAACAUACGGUUAUAACGCGCAAUUUUCCAAUUGAUCUUUACGACGGUUUUAGCUUAGACAUCGAUAACAGUAAUAAAAUACAAUCUUAAUAAUCACGCGGUCACCUAGACAAUUUCACUAGGCGAGUAGCGACCAACCAAAAUCAAACGUUAGUAGUAUGUGAAGGCAAAGGUAAUAAUAUAACAAUAUGCUAUGAUCACGGUUAGUGAAAAAAAUUAUAAUUUUCUUAACAUCGUCAACGAAAAGUAUAAAUUCUAAAAAUGUGGACUUCAUUCUUCUACACAUCGUCGUCCGAUUACAAACCAAAACCCUGUGAAAAAAAUACUAAAAGAUCCAGCCCGUGUCAUUUUGUCUCGUUACACACAAUUAAAAACACGAAAUCAAAAUAAAUCAUUUAGAAAAAAUCGGGUGACCAGUAGUGUCCCGUGUAGUUUAAUAUAAUAAUAAUAUGAUCUAGACUUCACCCAUUAUGGACGGCAAAAAGUAAACCCAAAUCGUAUUUUAUGUAUAUUUAUUUGUAUACCUCCAUAUUAAUAUUACAUAAUAAUACGUGUACACGCAUUGUACAUUGUGUUGUCACAAUAACGGCAACGGUACAUUGUUAUUAUAUAUUAUUAAAUUCGAUAUAAUAUUAUGUAAUAUAUUUAUAUGAUAUCGCGUAUGUUUAGACAUUAAUAAUUAUUUAAUAAAAAUAUUUUUAAAAGCACUUUCAGAUUGUGAUUCGCACAUUUUAAACGAUAAUACAAUUUGACUUCCUUAGUGUUUAAAUCAGCAAACGGUAGCGCGUUGUUAUUUGAAAAGAUAAAAAAAAAAAAAAAUGAAAAAAACUAAAAAAAAAUUGUAAAAAUGUGAAACUACCGUCGUAUAUUCUAAAUCUCGUUAGGUAAUAAUAAUAUUAUUAUAAUAUAUUAAACUGUUAUUAUUUUAAGUUUAUGUAGUCUAUUAUUGUAAGACCGUUAUUCGUUUACGUUGAUAAAUAACAUAAUAACAAUAUAUUAUUAUUAUAUUGUAUGCUAUAUGAUAAUAAUAUAUUUAUAAUAUGUUAUAUUAUGUUUCCCCUUAUUUAUGUCAAUAAUAAUUAUUAAUUACAUACAAAUAGUUUAUAUACAUUAUUAUUAUUGUGAUUAUUAUUAUAUUGUUUGUUUUAAUUGUAUGCUUCCGUUAUUUUUUUCAUUCUUUUUCUUUAUCAAAUUAUUAUUAUUAUUAUUAUUAUUAUUAUAUAUAAUAUAUAUAUAUACAUACAUAUAUGUAUAUUAUAUACAAUAUUUUACACGUCGAUUAAGUUACAAUAAAUAUAAUUAAAUACUCAAUUGAAGUGUAUGAAAAAAUUAUAUUAGUCAACUGAAUCUCAAUACGCUCAAUAAAUAUGGUGAAGCAAAUA